This is a messenger RNA of Daphnia carinata, 1783 nucleotides long. RefSeq names its product Bardet-Biedl syndrome 5 protein homolog (gene BBS5). Gene Ontology annotation, biological process: cilium assembly; intracellular transport. The record is from RefSeq and is a predicted model, not a curated record. Gene Ontology annotation, molecular function: phosphatidylinositol-3-phosphate binding. The coding region runs from base 673 to 1689 and encodes 338 amino acids. Gene Ontology annotation, cellular component: BBSome; ciliary basal body. Lineage: Eukaryota; Metazoa; Arthropoda; Branchiopoda; Diplostraca; Daphniidae. The transcript is spliced from 8 exons.
AUUCCCGGGCUAUAAACAACGCCGUACGUGAAUAAACGAUUCACCCACUUACGUUAAUUUACUAAGUGGCAUAAGCCACAUUGACAGAUAGUUGCUUAAAUGCUGUGAUAGAAUACAACUAUUUUUUUUUCCUUCAGCUAGCUUUUACUUAGCAAACGCCCCGUCACGAUUUUAACCUGCAAGUAAAUCCCCCAUUAUUUGUUAUUGUCAAUACAAGUUAAAUAGCUGGCAUAGCGAUGCUACGUUAGGGCAGCUGAGAGAACUAUUCGAUCCAAGGAUUUAAAGUAAUGAAAUGGGGUUUGGGGAAUCCUAGGAAUUUCACAGAAUUAAACGUUGUUGACGUAAAAUUUGCGCGCAAAACUUGCCACUGUUUUCCCAUUGAAUAUGUCGUGACAGUUAUUCCCUCAUCCAUUAUUCAAAGCCGCUAUAUCCGGAUUCUGUAACAGUGGUGAAUGAAACGGUAUAUGCUCCUCCUCGUCCCGCAUCUAUAGAUGAAGUUUAAAAGAAAAAGAAGAUUGGUGUCUCUGUCUGAUCACCUAGAAUAAUACAAAGCAUCACAAAAACACAAGUACUGUGGCCUCAUGUGGUACCAUGGCAACGCGUUCAAAACAUCGAGAAAGUAGGGCCUCAGCCUAAAGCAUUACAUUUACAGUGUACCAAAGCAAGAAAAGUAUGCCUAACAUGAAUUGGCAAGAUAAUGAAAUUCGAUUCGAUGUGAGUGCAAGUUUGCUCAAUAUGGUUCCAGGCGAAUGUGUCCUCGAGCGAGUGGAACUCGUGGAAGACACAAAAGCAAAUAGCGGUGAACCUGGUUGCCUGGUUAUGACAAAUCUCAGACUUUUAUGGUAUUCCCAUAAAACUGCGAAACUAAACCUCACCAUUGGAUACAAUACUCUGGUUACUGUUACUUCUCAACCGUCCAAGAAUAAAUCAAAAAGGACUACAGCCGAUACCUUACAUCUUUUAACCAAAAUAGGGAACGACAAAUUCGAAUUCUUAUUCACGCCAUUAAACGAUAAUAAGCGGGAUUUUUCUACAAUCUUAAACGAAAUCCAUAAAAGCUAUUGCGUAUCCAAACCUUUUCGCGAGCUGCGGUUACGGCAUCACAUCAUCCACGCAAACCAACUCAAAGUAAUGCCGCUGGAACACAUCUGCAACAGGAUCGACGGAGUAUGGAACCUGGCAAACAAUCAAGGAAAUUUAGGUUGUUUCGUUAUCACAAACGUUCGUGUCGUUUGGUUUGCCAGUCUCAACGAAUACUUUAACAUUUCGCUACCGUACCUGCAGAUCGCACAGUUUAGCCUGCGGGAUUCGAAAUUUGGUCAAGUACUUGUCGUAGAAUCACUGGAUAAUAGCGGAGGAGGAUACGUUUUAGGUUUCCGCAUCGAUCCGGCAAGUAGACUCAAGCAAAUAAUCCAAGAGCUUCGGUCGCUGCAUGUCACGCAGAAUCGGAAUCCUGAAUUUGGCGUUGUUUGGAAAUCAACUUUAGAGGAUCAAAAGGAAGCUUCUAUGCCUUUACCGCAUAAAGAUGAGAAGCAAGACCAAGGUGUGCGCUGCUUCGCCAAUUACUUGCAACCCGACUGCUUCAAUUCUGGUGGCCAUCCACCUGAAUUUGACAAAAGUAUCGGACUUGCUAUGGAGAAGUUGCCAAAAGGAGUCAACCGAAAUUCCCUGUGGCAAAUAACUUUUUAAAUACGGACUUUCAAACUGUAAUAAAAUAUCCCUUUUACUGAACUGAGUUCUGCUUACGUUUGGUGGAAUCGGAAAAUAAACAAUCAGUAUUCCA